AUGCAAAGGAUAUUCGCCGUCGCUACGUUGAAAAGCAUAGAUUCAGAAAGCUCAAAUCUAGAAUCUCGUGUACUCACUGAAGUCGAAGAAUUUAUAACACAAGCAGAAAAAUUUGGAGGCCAGUCUUUCAAGAUUAAUGAUUUGGUAAAUAUAUACCAUUACAACAUCGUCUCAUCUCUCAUAUUUGGGAAGAGAUUCAAACAUGGAGAUGCCACACUGAAACGCCUUAUAGAGUUGAUAAGCGAGGCAAUUACUAACACUGCUCACCAAGCGCCUACCUCUGUCCUUCCAUGUCUGAGAUUUCUUCCGGGGGAUAAGUUUAAAGUUAAACGCCACUGGCAUGUCGUGGACGGAAUUCUAGACAUUAUGCAGAAGGCCGUGGAUGAACACAAGAAAAUUCCAGAGGAACCGAAUUCUACCGACAUUAUUUACAGUUUCUUUAAGGAACAAGAACGGAGAAAGCAAAACAAUGAAGAUCUAGUCGGCUUCACUGACCGUGAUUUACUAAUAAUGGGAUACGGUCUUUUGUUUGGUGGACUCGGCGCUCCUCAUACACUCCAAUGGUCAGUUUUAUAUCUGAUGCACUAUCCUGAAGUCGUCUCUCGCAUGCAGAAAGAAAUUGAAGAAAAUAUAGAAAACGAUCGCUUCCCUAAUAUGGAAAAUAAGCCACGCCUCCCUUUCUGUCAGGGAGGGAGGGAGAAAAUUUAUUGGUAG
Messenger RNA from Saccostrea cuccullata (small rock oyster), 714 nucleotides. Its product is annotated as cytochrome P450 2D28-like. The record is from RefSeq and is a predicted model, not a curated record. The transcript is spliced from 2 exons. Gene Ontology annotation, cellular component: intracellular membrane-bounded organelle; cytoplasm. Lineage: Eukaryota; Metazoa; Mollusca; Bivalvia; Ostreida; Ostreidae. Gene Ontology annotation, biological process: xenobiotic metabolic process. The coding region runs from base 1 to 714 and encodes 237 amino acids. Gene Ontology annotation, molecular function: iron ion binding; oxidoreductase activity, acting on paired donors, with incorporation or reduction of molecular oxygen, reduced flavin or flavoprotein as one donor, and incorporation of one atom of oxygen; heme binding.